Messenger RNA from Hippocampus comes (tiger tail seahorse), 1089 nucleotides. Its product is annotated as DENN domain-containing protein 5A-like. Gene Ontology annotation, molecular function: small GTPase binding; guanyl-nucleotide exchange factor activity. The coding region runs from base 785 to 1045 and encodes 86 amino acids. The record is from RefSeq and is a predicted model, not a curated record. The transcript is spliced from 3 exons. Gene Ontology annotation, biological process: retrograde transport, endosome to Golgi. Gene Ontology annotation, cellular component: trans-Golgi network. Lineage: Eukaryota; Metazoa; Chordata; Actinopteri; Syngnathiformes; Syngnathidae.
CAUGUUUUGGAGUCUGUGGUAUUCAGCACCAAAGCAGAUCAUUUCAAUUGCACUGAAAUGAAAGGAGGUUGUAGAUUUUGGUGUAAUUUCAUAUUGUCGCUGUCGGGCAGAAUUCUUGCAUCUCCAAAAUCACUACUUUUCAGGAGAUUGCAUCGUUCACAGUUGGUGUUAUAGGUUAUAUUGCUAUAAUAUACCAUUACAUACUCACAUUACCACAACACCACCCCAAAGUCAUGUUCAAUUGUUAAUUUACUGUGACAAGAAAACAGGCAAAUAUAUGACGCUGUCAUUGAUUGUAAUGGUAGGGCAUGCCACCAGCACCUACUGUUCACAUCAAAGUCUGUGCUCACACUGACCCCGACAGGACAAAAAAAGUCUUUAAUACUUCACAAAAGCAAACAAGUGUAUAGUCACAGCAUCUUCCUAACGUUUUCUUAGCCCAUAGACCCAUGAAUGAUGUAGUAAAUAAAACGAUGAGAUGACUUAACAGGAUACGAAAUGGAAGAGAAUUUGUAGGCAUGACUCAGAGGGAAAUUGAAAUCAUGUCUUGUUUUCCUGCUAUUUACAGAGAGGCAGUUUGACACUUCUCCUCUGUGGGGAGUUUGGUCUUGUCUGGGCUCUGGAGCAGGUUUUCCAGCAUGGUUUUAAAUCACCUCGACUCUUUAAAAAUGUCUUCAUCUGGGACUUCUUGGAAAAGGCACAAGUGUACUUUGAAAGCGCUGAGCAACGGGAGGUGAAUCCGGAUGAGAAUUGGCAAAGCCGAGUGCAGCACUUCUGCCGCUUCAUGCGCGCCAUCAACAACACGUCAAGAAACAUUGGCAAGGACGGAAAGUUUCAGAUGCUCAUUUGUCUGGGUGCAAGGGACCAUUUGCUACAUCACUGGAUCGCCCUUCUCGCAGACUGUCCAAUCACGGCGCAAAUGUACGAAGACGCCGCGCUGAUCAAGGACCGCUCGCUGGUGAACUCUCUGAUUCGAGUUCUUCAGACUCUGCAGGAGUUCAACAUCACCCUGGAGGCAUCGCUCAUUAAAGGUGUCGGGAUUUAAACCAAACCAGCUUCCCGCUGGUUGCACCAAUCCAGUGAACCUUU